AUGGUGGCUUCAUCAGACAACUCCACAGUGAGUGGCACAUUAGAAGAUUUACUUGACCUCGAGCAGAAUGGCCACAACAACAGGGCUCAGUGGGUGCUUAAUACUCCACACCCACCAUGCAUUCUGCGUCAGGUCUUGGACAACAUCAAGGACACCCUCUUACCUCAUCCUACUAGAAACAUUUUCUUCUCUCUCAGGAAUCAACCUUCACCCAAACUAGUCUUCGUGUUGUUACAAGACUUGUUUCCCAUCCUUGGUUCAUUCCAAAACUACAAUGUACAAAAGUUCAAGAGCGAUUUCAUGGCGGGUCUUACUCUUGCAAGCUUAGCCAUUCCCCAGAGUAUGGCAAAUGCGACUUUGGCGCGGCUAAGUCCUGAAUAUGGCCUAUAUACAGGGAUUGUCCCACCUCUUAUUUAUGCGUUGCUGGCGAGAUCAAGGGAAAUAGUGAUAGGGCCCGUAGCGGUGGAUUCACUGCUUCUUUCCUCAAUGAUUCAGACAUUGAAAGAUCCCAUUCAUGAUUCUAUUGCUUACACUCAGCUUAUUCUCACCGCAACUUUCUUUGCGGGUAUCUUUCAAGUUGCUUUCGGUCUCUUUAGGCUUGGGUUUCUGGUGGAUUAUUUUUCCCAUGCCACGAUCGUGGGCUUCGUAGCAGCAACUGCCGUGAGCAUUGGACUACAACAAUUACAAGGGUUAUUUGGUAUCAUCAAGUCCACCAAUAAAACUGAUUUAAUUUCCGUGGUCAAAGUUAUUUGGAGAUUCUUCAAAGACCAUUCAGGGUGGCAUCCUUACAAUUUUAUUCUUGGAUUCUCAUUUCUCUGUUUCAUCCUAUUUACUAGGUUCCUGGGGAGAAGGAACAAGAAACUCUUCAGGUUGUCAUCCAUUGCUCCUCUCAUUUCAGUUAUUGUAUCAUCAGUGAUUGCAUAUGGAGCAAAUGUUCAUCAUCAAGUGAAGGACUACAGAGUUGAAGUUGUAGGACCAAUCAAAGGAGGUAGCUUGAAUCCAAGCUCAUUCUACCAGUUACAAUUUGAUGCCAAACUUUUGGGUCCUUUGAUCAAAAUUGGGUUGACAGUUGCUGUUAUUUCACUCACGGAAGCUAUUGCUGUUGGUCGAUCAUUUGCAUCCUUAAGAGGUUACAAUCUUGAUCCCAACAGAGAAGUUGUAUGUCUUGGCCUAAUGAACAUUGUUGGAUCCUUCACUUCUUGCUAUGUUGCUACAGGUUCUAUGCCACGCACUGCUCUAAAUUAUAAUGCAGGGUCUGAAACAAUGGUAUCGAGCGUAGUGAUGGCACUAACGGUCCUUGUGUCACUUAAGUUUUUCACAGGGCUCUUAUAUUUCACUCCAAAAGCGAUCCUAGCAGCAAUAAUUCUUUCGACUGUACCAGGACUCAUUGACCUUAACAAAGCAUAUGACAUUUGGAAAGUUGAUAAAAUUGAUUUCCUU
Molecule: messenger RNA, 1440 nt
Organism: Gastrolobium bilobum
Lineage: Eukaryota; Viridiplantae; Streptophyta; Magnoliopsida; Fabales; Fabaceae
Product: early nodulin-70-like
Exons: 8
Biological process (GO): transmembrane transport
Cellular component (GO): membrane
Source: RefSeq, a predicted model, not a curated record